CACUUCAUAGGUUGAGCUUGUUUCGCCAUUAACAAGCGCCUAAAGUCGUGUGUUUGGGUCAAUACGUCGCAUAUAGUGCUUGGUUACCUAAAAAGAAGACACAACACGGAAAGACUAGUCUGCGUGGAGAGGGAAAACCGACUUAUCCAACAAAGAAAUGUCGGAUAAGUUUCGGCUCAACGCGUCGCUGAUGUUUGAAGAAAGCUGCCCAGAGGCGUCACGAUUUUUCCUCCAGCAGUAUUUCACACGCUUGGCGCCAGAAAAGGACGCCGCGUUGGACAAAACCGCCGUGUGCGAUCACUGCUACCAGUGGCGGCGGCCCGGCAACCACCGGGUGAGGCUGCGCCCCAAGAGGCGGCCAUCUUUGAGGGUGCAGAGGGUCCUACGCAGGAGAGCCAGGGGGAAAACGCUCAGCCUGGCCCAAAGACAUCUGCUCAACCGCUUCCAGAAGUCCACCUCGGUCCUGAUGGCCACCUGCCACGCUUGCAAUAAGACGUCCAUACACAGAGGAAUGAACCGAGAGUUCUUGUCCACUUGGGCCAAGACCCACGGCACGCCGGGGAGCGCCGGCAAACACAAGACCCCCCCCUCGGCCAACAGAGCGGCCGCCACCGCCGCCACCACGCCCAAGACCCCCGGCAAAGACAAGACCCCCAGCCGCACGCCCAGGUCGUCCAUGUCCUCCAGCACGCCUGGAUCAGCCUCCUCCUCCUCCAAGACCCCUUCCAAAGCCAAGAACUGGGUGGUCCAGCGUCUCGGUAAGAUCCUCAUGCGGGAGGACAAGCCCAGCGGCAAGAAGGGGAGUUUGAAGGAUUUUCUCUCCUCGCUUUGAGUCGCAUCCUUUGCAUACGCGAGUAAGAGUUUACACGCGGGAACCUACUUUUGGGUUGUUGAGCCAGCACGGGACGGGCUUCAUUGUGCCCACCAUCAACACAGCAACCUCAGGUUUGUCUUCUGGCGGCCUCCUCUCCCACUCAGCUUGUACGCCCUUACAGGGAAUGUGCAUGUGGAAUAGUGGAGGUAUUGUUGAGGAUUUAUCCCAACAUGCUAAUUAUGUAUUUUUAUUUCUUUCUUGACUUUUUGGCAGAGUUUUUUUUAAAGUUAGCAUUGCUUGAUAUUUUUGUUUCAUCAUGCAGGUACUAUCUACUUAUGUUUGUGAAGACAUAACAUGUAAUUGUGUUGUGUAUAUUUUUAUAUAUUUGACAUACAAUGUGGAAAUAAGUGUCACUUUAAUGUUCAUUUUUUAUUGUCAUUGUAAAUGAUACAUUUCCCAAAUGACUAUGUUAUUGAAAGAUAUAGUGUAUAUGAAAAGUAAUGGAAUGCUAAGGGCAUUCCUUGUUAUAACAAGCAUUUUUUCCUUAAAGUUAGCUUCUUUUUGUGGGUUUGGCCAGUAUUAUUGCAUGAACAUGUCAAUGAUGUCCAAUGGAGAUGUUUGUCAUUUGUCUACCUUUCUUUUAAAAAUGUAUUUUUGGUAAACAAUCCAAAUAUAUGUGCUGCUUUUUCUUUUUCUUGUCUUUUCUUCCUUGAUUGCACAGUGAUGUAUCAAUACCUCCAGAUUUCUACUUUAUGACUCUGAAAUAAAACCUCU
Messenger RNA from Doryrhamphus excisus (bluestripe pipefish), 1588 nucleotides. Lineage: Eukaryota; Metazoa; Chordata; Actinopteri; Syngnathiformes; Syngnathidae. The record is from RefSeq and is a predicted model, not a curated record.